Messenger RNA from Epinephelus moara (kelp grouper), 1606 nucleotides. It is a transcript of the gene fbxo36b, whose product is annotated as F-box protein 36b. Gene Ontology annotation, molecular function: protein binding. Lineage: Eukaryota; Metazoa; Chordata; Actinopteri; Perciformes; Serranidae. Bases 34 to 951 code for a protein of 305 amino acids. The transcript has 5 exons. The record is from RefSeq and is a predicted model, not a curated record.
CCUCCGUUGCCAUGACAACACAGAAACUUUGACAUGGCGUCCCUUUUAACAGACCCGUUGUUUGAGAUAUCUGGAAACGCUCCUCCACCCAACAGGAAUUAUUAUAAUUUUGUUAUCACCAAGUCAGCUGUGAUAUGGAGAUGGUGGAAGAUAUCUCCGAGAGCUGUAGACAGGAACUCCAGGCCUGGGGAGGUGAAGGAGUCUCACCAGGACUUGUUGGAUGAUGCUUGGCUGCAGUGUACAAUAAUGGGCUUCUUCCCAGGUGAGAUCAGUAUGGUUUUUGGUCGUGGAAUCUUGCAGUACACCAAGGCUUUGUGCCAAGGCCAUUAUGACUAUCUAGAGCGCCUGUCUGACUCAAUACUUAUGUGGAUAAUAAAUUAUCUGGAACUAGAGGAUGUGGGUCAGCUUGGACGGACGUCACGCAGGUUCAGGCAGCUGUGUGGCUCACAGGAGUUUUGGGAGCAGGCAGUGCGGCAGCGCUGCUGCACAGUAUCAGCAGAGGAAGCAUCUCUGGCGCUUGAGGUGGGCUGGCGCAGCAUGUUUUUCACCAGCAAGCUGCAGCUGCAGAAGCUGAUCAGCCGCAGGAGGCUGAAGACCAAGGAGCAACAAGAAAGACAGGUCUCUGAGCCAUGUGCAAAGAUUGAAGUAUCUCCUGAUGAAAGCUCAGAGACAGACCAGACAUCCGGUUCUGAGGAGGAAUCUCACCAUGGCAUUAUCCCCCAUCUAAGCCUUGGCAUUGAUCCUGUUGCUGGCUUUGACACUAGCUCUUCCUGUGAUGUUGACCCUGACCCUAACCCUGAACCACAGGCUGGCACUGAUUCCAGCGUGCUUGUACCUUGCCAAGUGAUCGAGGACAGGAAGAAGUGUGCUGUGGCAUCACCGGUGCAGGACGAUGCAGUGGGCAGUAGUAGAGGAGACUUCUUUGCAGAGCCAGACAAGACACUGAAUUAACCCUUGUGCCUGUGUUUCAGGCUUAAUGUUGUAUCGAUAUGCCAUUUAUACACACUCCUCAGCCUGCAAGGAGUUUGAAGAAUGUCAAAUCUAUUUUUUUUUUUUUUUUUUUUUUUUACCUUUGUUGAUAAUUCUAAAAUAUCUUAGGAUAUUUGGGGAUGUUUUUAUUUGUAUGUUGAUUGUGCCAUGACUUUUCUGACUAAGCACACCUUAAUAACAACAACAAAAAUACAAACAGGACAUUGUAGAUCAGAUUAAUCAUUCAGACAUAUUUUAAAAUAUUGUAAGUUGCAGAUUUAAUAUACAUUUAAUAAACAAUAUGCAGUCGUGCUGACCGUGGCACCAUUCAUGAACUAAUUCUGAGUCAGUAACUACUGGCCACUUAACAAUGAGACUCAGCUGUACUUAAGGGACACAAACAUGGUCAGUUUUGCAUUCUUAACAAGGAGGACCUGCGCCAGCUCCUGAGAGAUUGCGACAUGUUAUGAGUCGAGUCACAAGAUGUUGCUCCCUUCUGUCAACCAGUGCCCACAACACUGCAGAAGGGAGGUUUCUGUCAUCCUUACCAGGUACCCAAGCUCAUUCAUCUUUUAGUAGAGGAGUAGCACUUUCAACACAGAAAAAGCUACUCUUCGGUUUUUAAUUGUUUAAACUG